AGCACUCAGUCAGUGUGUGUCGGUUGCUCGAGGUGGAGAAGGGACACUGGAGCUGCCUUGUGGAGAAGCUCACUGGGAACGCGGCUAUGUCUCACUGAACAAAUUAUUUUGCAUUCCACUUGCGCAUCAGAAAACAUGAACAUGCAUUGAAUAUUACAAGUAACAAUUAACACAGAACUCUGCAUUUCACACAUAACAUGAGAGCAACGUAUUUUUAAAUUUUAAUGAAGUUUGUGAUUGCAAGAUUGGAAGUAUUGCCGAUCUAAUGCAACUUUCGCUUCAUCGAUGACUUAAUCCUGUUCGGCAGCAAGAUGAGUGAGUGCAAAGAAAUCCAUACCCAAGAGAGUUUGUGUCGCAAGUUUUGCUGUAUUCAUUCUUCGGAAUAAACUUACUCUCCUUCCCUCUCUGGCACCAAAACUGAUAAACUACCGUCAAGGAAAUGGUGUUACAAAACGCAGGGAUCGCGUGAACAGUGAGCCAGCAAACCGUAAAGCUUCAAGAGUACGAAGCCAGAAGGAACAAGAAUAUUAUGGAUGCUCAGGGUGUCGUGAUUUUCGUGUGGCUGAUGACGUCCCCGUGGUGCUGUGCUGGUGAAGGAGCUGCUGGGAAGGCCAGUGACGCUAACAAACUGUCCAUAGUGCCCCCAGGGUAUCUCCAGGAGCUCGCCCCGUGGCCUCAAGACGGCUCGCCACUCAUGAUAAACUUCAGCCUCAAAGUCAAUGCCAUCAUGGAGACAGACGAUAAACAGACGUCAGUGAUUCUCGACUCCUUCUUCCGAGUCACGUGGAACGACUGGCGCCUCAAGUACCCAGAGACGGAGGAGAGCGGCAAGGGGAGUGGUGGUGGCGGCGGCGGCGGGGACGAGGAAGUGCGGCAUACGAUCGUGAACCCCGUGCUGCUGGAGGAGGUGUGGUUGCCCGACCCUUACAUCUUCAUCGUGCGUGACAUCAACACCCUGCGUCUGCUGCUCAAGGAUGUGAGAGGAGUGCUACUAUACUCCGACGGAAGGCUGUUUGUCUCCAUCCUGACAAAGAUUCAUCUCGGGUGUUCCGCCAAAUUCUCGCGUUUCCCCUUCGACGAGCAGGAGUGUCGCCUGGCCAUCUACAGCUACAUGUACGAGGCCCCGGCCCUUGAGAUGCGCUGGCUACCCGAAGGUCUAGUGGUGGAUCCGCGAGUCAAGGACCAGCUCACCAACUUCGACUACACCUUCACCAUCGGCAACACCUCCUCCCACACCUGUCCGUGCUACAAGUGUAUUCCACCGGAGGCCCCCUGUGUGUACGCCACCCUGGUGCUGACGAGGAAGGUCCUGGGUCACCUGCUGAGCACCUUCCUGCCCUCGGGACUGUUCGUGGCGGUGUCCUACGCGUCACUCUUCUGGCCCGCUGACGUGAUCCCCGGCAGGACAGUGCUGGUCAUCACCUCGCUGCUCACUCUCGUCUCCAUGCAUACAGGCGUCAGGCAGUCCAGCCCCGAGACGAGUUACAUCAAGGCCGUGGACGUGUGGAUGAUCACCUGCAUCGUCAUGUCCGCCCUCAUGCUCUUCGAAUAUGGCCUCGUUCUCUUGUGAGUCUUCUCCUGGUGGUGGUGGUGGUGGUGGCUUCUGGUCGCCCUUCCAUCUGGUUACCUAUGUUUUAUCCGUCAACUCUGGAACUCUCCACCUGUUUCUCUUUUUUUCUUAUUACGACUUGAACUUUUAAGAUAAGAGUAUCAAAACAC
Scylla paramamosain (green mud crab) is the source of this 1719-nucleotide messenger RNA. Its product is annotated as glycine receptor subunit alpha-2-like. The coding region runs from base 530 to 1570 and encodes 346 amino acids. Lineage: Eukaryota; Metazoa; Arthropoda; Malacostraca; Decapoda; Portunidae. Gene Ontology annotation, cellular component: neuron projection; plasma membrane; synapse. Gene Ontology annotation, molecular function: chloride channel activity; excitatory extracellular ligand-gated monoatomic ion channel activity; transmitter-gated monoatomic ion channel activity involved in regulation of postsynaptic membrane potential. The record is from RefSeq and is a predicted model, not a curated record. Gene Ontology annotation, biological process: chloride transmembrane transport; nervous system process; signal transduction. The transcript has 8 exons.